Messenger RNA from Daphnia pulicaria, 2530 nucleotides. Its product is annotated as tudor domain-containing 6-like. The record is from RefSeq and is a predicted model, not a curated record. The transcript has 4 exons. The coding region runs from base 110 to 1999 and encodes 629 amino acids. NCBI's taxonomy places the organism in Eukaryota, Metazoa, Arthropoda, Branchiopoda, Diplostraca, Daphniidae.
CUCUUAGUCUGUGAUUGUAAUAAGACAACAUCAGCAGAGAAAGUUGAAUUUUGCCUGCUAACAAAGUUUUUUUUGACACGACAGACUUGCCAAGCAGCUUCUGGCGAAGAUGGAAUCCAGUGUACUGUUGCAUGUGACCUGCAUUGAAAAUUCUAUUUGUGAACCUAAAUGGCUAUGUGUAUACUUCUGGGGUGUUGAGCACAAAAAACACUUAACCAUGAGAAACUACAUAGAAUCUAUUCAGUUGCAACUGGAAAAAAAACCUCACAAAUUCAAUGCAAAGAAGCUAGCUAUUAAUCAGCAAGACAUAUAUUUUGUGCAAGUCAAGAGUGAGUGGCAGCGAGUCAAAGUCUCCCAACCAAAACAAGAUCUUGAUGGGUCCCUUGAGGUCUUCUGUAUUGAUAGUGGAAGCAAACAUGUGAUUUCUGAUAAGAAUGAUUUACGUACAGUGGAGAAGACUGGCAGCGCAGCAGAUGACAUUCAUCAGUGGCCUCCAUUAGCUAGUAGAUUUGUUCUUGCUGAUUUAGUUCAGCCUUUACGUGAUACUGGCAGUCACUGGAGUACACGUGAAAUGGCCAUCUUUGGUGCAAAAAUGAGUAGCAAAACAUGGACAGCUGUACCAAUAAACUUCAUCAAUGAAUGCCAAAGUGUAAGGCUCUUUGAUGCGACAAAUCAGCCUCUUGUCAAUCUUCUGGCAAGCAUGGGUGUUGCCAGCAACUUCUGCUCUAUGCCUUCACUGAAAAGUACCACUCUUCCAGUCAUCCAAGGAAAUCCAACGACCAUAACUCAGAUCCCUGGUGUUAAUUUAGCUGCAGAAGAGAACCUUUUCGUCACUUUCUCAGAAAAGCCUGGUUCUUUCUUUGGAAAGCUAGAGAAGAUGCUAGUCGAAGCAAAAGACGAGAUGGCGACUGAGUUGUUCAAAGUCUACUCUUCGCUACCAAAUCCUCCCUUUUUAUACGUCGAUAACCAAAGUCGCUUGGGACAUUAUGGUGUACUGCAAUGGAACGAGGGCCAAAACUACAAUAGUUUCCGUCGCGUUCUUAUAACCAGUGAGCUGGCCAACGACCUCGUAAAAGUCUACUUGAUCGAUUACGGGCAAAGUGUCUUGACAUCAUGCUUUAAAAUCUUGGCUCCUCUUGAUUGUUUGGACCAUUUCCGCCAACCACCACACGGCAUCCUUUGCAAACUGGAUUUGAAUAUCUCGCCUGAUGUCUUAGUUUGGAAUCAAUUCAUCUUGGACAAACGGGUCAAAGUUAAAGUCGGAGAAUGCGUGGGAGGAAUCUACGUCGUCACUUUCGUAGAUGAUUCAAUCAAAAACGAGCUUGAAAAUAUAGUUCUACGAAAGGCCGUCGACAUAUUUACCACACCAGCGUCGACAAAAAAAACUUUUCCGCUUGUUAAACCAAAGACUUCGUCUCUGCCGGUCUUUGAGAACGAACCACCAAGGAUGCUUUGUAAAUAUCCUCCCCAGAAGACGGAUUUUGUUCCAGAGCAAAUUAUUUCUGCCCACGCCAUUGUUACUUACUUCAAUUCAUUUACUGAAUUCUGGAUUCAGCUGGAACCGCAGUUGGUCACCACCAUAAUGGAACGCAUCAACAGUUUGAUCCUUGAUCCCAAGUUCGUCAACCAAAAGGAUAUCUCUGCAACCAUCGGCAAGCCUUGCCUAGCUUUCUACCCUGUUGAUGGAAAGUGGCAUCGAGCGAUUGUCCAAGCUCUCAACGGAAAUAUGAUCACGGUCUGCUAUGUCGACUAUGGCAUUAGUUACACUUUGCGAACCAGCUAUUUGCGGGAAUUACCCCAGGAUUUGAUUACGUUGCCGGCCUUGGCAUUCAAGUGUUGCCUGGAUGGAUCAGAAUUGUUAUCGAAAGUCGACUUCGCCGAUGCCUUGAAAGAUCGCUUCUUGAAAAGCUCUGCCUUCGGCGUACUGUUUUGUAAGGUCGUUGAUGGAGUCCUGCACAUUCGUCUACGUCACGUCCAGACUCCAGACAAUGAGUCCUAACCACCUAAACCGGUUAUUAUAAAAUCCUCAACAUGCCCCACCAAAUUUCAGAAAUCUACUCAGUUCCACGUUAGACGAACAAAAAGACCAAAAUCGCAAAUUGACAGCUUUUCGUUACCAGUUUACCUGCCAACCUUAAAAAGAUUCAUAGACUUUGAUUUUGAUCCCUUCGACACCAGACGCUGGAGUGCUGUCACUUAGGAGCGCAAAUUCCCCUUUCCCACGCAAGAUUUUUUAUGAACCCGACUGUUACGGAAAUUAUAGCAUUAGUUAAAUGCUGCACUGUAGUAGUGCACUCGUUGUCUAAACAUUUUAGUCUCAAUAUUAAACCUCGUUCGUUUUUCAAAAUUUAUUACCUUUGCGAAAAUUUUAAAGCAAGCUGUUGUUUGACUUGUUUCAUUGUCUGUGCAAGAGAUCAUUACCUUCAUUUUUUUUCACUGUGCAUGCAGUAUGUAACGCAGUUUACCUUUCGGCAUUUCUUUCCAGUUCCUUUUUGAAAAAUUAAUUUAUAAUAAACUAACGUGGAUGUUA